AUGUCUGACGACGGAUACGAAGGCGGAGGUGAUGAUAUUGAUUACGAUGCCUCAGGGUUCGCCGAAGACGCUUUCGACGACAUUCUUGUAACUGAGGGCGAAGCUCCGGAAGGCGGCCAGGCAAACGGCUACGAAGGCGUAGAUGGUGCAGAACAAGACCAAGACCAGGAAAUGGCAAACGGGGAGGCCCCUCAGCUCACUGAGGAGACCAGCACGGCAGGGGCGGGAAUGUCAGGAGAACGACAGCCGAACAAAGUUCGAGUGACAACACCGUACCUAACAAAAUACGAGCGCGCGAGGGUUUUGGGCACAAGGGCGUUGCAGAUCAGUAUGAACGCACCAGUCCUUGUUCCGCUAGACGGGGAGACGGAUGCACUGCAGAUAGCAAUCAAGGAGCUGUCACAACGAAAAAUCCCGCUCAUCAUCCGACGAUAUCUACCAGAUGGCAGUUUCGAAGAUUGGAGCGUGUCUGAGCUGAUCAGCGACUGAUGUAUGCUCCGACGUGGUCUUCCACUGUAUUUCGUCAUUGAUAUCUACGCUCUGUUGCUUUCCUGGUGCAUGUCCUGCUUAAUGGUUUAGACGUCUAUUCCUCGCGAAACACGUUAAUGUUCAUGCGGCGGAAGCGC
Molecule: messenger RNA, 626 nt
Organism: Laetiporus sulphureus 93-53
Lineage: Eukaryota; Fungi; Basidiomycota; Agaricomycetes; Polyporales; Laetiporaceae
Product: subunit common to RNA polymerase I
Exons: 4
Coding region: 1-489 (162 amino acids)
Biological process (GO): DNA-templated transcription
Cellular component (GO): RNA polymerase I complex; RNA polymerase II, core complex; nucleus
Molecular function (GO): DNA-directed RNA polymerase activity; DNA binding
Source: RefSeq, a predicted model, not a curated record